AUGGCGCUGUCCCGCAGCAUGGCCGCACCCGUCGUCUUCGUCGUCCUCCUCCUCGUCGCGACAGAGACGGUGACUGCGAGGGUCGUCGCAGAUGAGACGCACUGCCUGUCGCAGAGCCACACGUUCAAGGGCAUGUGCUUCAGCAGCGAGAACUGCGCCAGCGUGUGCAAGUCGGAGAACUUCCCCAGCGGCGAGUGCAAGAUGCACGGCGCCACCAGGAAGUGCUUCUGCAAGGUGGUCUGCUAG
Molecule: messenger RNA, 246 nt
Organism: Panicum hallii
Lineage: Eukaryota; Viridiplantae; Streptophyta; Magnoliopsida; Poales; Poaceae
Product: defensin-like protein CAL1
Exons: 2
Coding region: 1-246 (81 amino acids)
Biological process (GO): defense response
Source: RefSeq, a predicted model, not a curated record